AAUUCGCAAAGUUCGUAGCACGUAGAAACAUCUGUUCAAUAACGCCUGUUUUCAAAUAAUUAUAUAAAAUGUUGGAUCUGUUCAGCAUCUUCAGUAAAGGAGGAAUAGUGCUAUGGUGUUUUCAGGGCACGAGUGAAAUAUUUUCACCGUCCGUGAAUGCGCUGAUACGCAGCGUUAUACUGCAAGAGCGUUCAGGCAACACAACGUUCAACCACAACUCCCUAACGCUCCAAUACAAACUGGACAAUGAGUUUGAGCUGGUGUUCGUGGUCGCGUACCAGCGGAUCCUGCAGCUCUCGUACGUGGACAAGUUCCUUAACGACGUGCACCUGGAGUUCCGGGACAAGUACAAGAACGAGCUGCAGGUCGGGCACCAUAUGGGGGACUUUGACUUUAAGGCGUGCUUCGAUGCAGUGCUGAGGGGGUGCGAACAGUGGGCCAAAUCCCAAGCUAAGAUUCCUAAGCAAAUGAGGACGUUUGAGGAUUCUCAGAAGUCCAAGAAGACUGUUGCCUCUAUGAUCGAGAGGAAAGGAGAGGAGAAGGGAAAGAAGUCAGUUAAGAUAGUGGAGGCCAAGUUGACGAACGGCAAGCCGGAGGAGCCGGAGGAAGAUGACACCGACGUGCUGGCCGCCCGCGCUAAACUUGCGCAGAAACUCAACAAGACCAAGAAGGAGGUCAAGAAAUCUCCGAAAAGUCCCAAAGUGGAGAAGGACCGCACCAAGAAACCCCGUGUCUGGGAGCUAGGAGGUGGAACUAGGGACCUUCCAGAGCUUGACUUUAGCACAGACAAGCCUGAAGACUCCAACAUUAUCGCCGAUACUCAUCUGGUGGGCAAAAUGACCGGCGCCAUCCGCGACCUGGAGGUGGACUCCGAGGAGAGCAGCAGUGAAGAGGAGGAGGAGCAAUCAGCUCCCAGCCCGAAGAAGACCGGCGGCAUGUUCAGCAUCUUCAAAGGUCUCGUGGGUUCCAAGGCUCUGUCAGCGGAGGCCAUGCAACCGGUUUUGGACAAGAUGCGCGACCAUCUCAUAGCGAAGAACGUGGCGGCCGACAUCGCCAACAAGCUCUGCGAGUCCGUGGCCAAUAAGCUGGAGGGGAAGGUCCUAGGCACGUUCGACAGCGUAGCCAAGACCAUAAAAGCUACGCUGACGGAGUCGCUGGUCCAGAUCCUGUCGCCCAGACGCCGCGUGGACAUCUUGCGGGACGCCAUGCACGCCAAGCAGGAGGGACGCCCUUACGUCAUGGCGUUCUGUGGGGUGAACGGCGUCGGCAAGUCCACCAAUCUGGCAAAGAUCUGUUUCUGGCUGAUCGAGAACGACAUGUCUGUGCUGAUCGCGGCGUGCGACACGUUCCGCGCAGGCGCAGUAGAGCAGCUGCGCACUCACACCAGACACCUCAACGCGCUGCAUCCGUCGCAGAACCAUUCCAGGACCAUGGUGCAGCUGUAUGAGAAGGGCUAUGGCAAGGACGCAGCCGGUAUAGCCAUGGAAGCGAUCCGCUACGCGGCCGACUCUAAGAUCGACGUCGUGCUCAUCGAUACUGCGGGCCGCAUGCAGGACAACGAGCCACUCAUGCGGGCGUUGGCUAAGCUCAUCAAGGUAAAUGAACCAGACAUGGUCCUUUUCGUCGGCGAAGCUUUAGUCGGCAAUGAAGCCGUCGACCAGCUCGUGAAGUUCAACCAGGCGCUCGCCGACCACAGCUCCACCGCCAACCCUCACACCAUCGACGGAAUAGUGCUUACCAAGUUUGAUACCAUCGAUGAUAAGGUCGGCGCGGCCAUAUCAAUGACGUACAUCACGGGUCAGCCCAUAGUGUUCGUGGGCACCGGCCAGACCUACACGGACCUCAAGGCCCUCAACGCCAACGCGGUCGUACACGCCCUCAUGAAGUAACCAGGUUUGUUGCCAAGGACUGCCAAACAACAACCACGUGGUUCCCAUACAAUAACAUUUAACGAACGUUUUAACGGUGAAAAUGUCUAUUUUGGUGCAACUGACUCUAAUUUUCCUAAUAUACCGGAAAAAAAUUGAAUGUUUCUGUCAAAUCGUGUUUUUACCAGGGACACCAUAGAUGUUUCAUGAAAAAAAAUUAAAGACCCCUAAUUAUACCCCGUUUUUUUUUCAGAUUAGAAAUAUUAUAACCUCAAAAGUAGUGGUAACUUUUUUCGUCCACAAUUAAAUCUGAGUAACUAUGCACUGAAUUAUAAUAUUUGUAAUGUCGUAUAUAUUAUUGUACCGUAAUAUUAAAUAUCAUAGGAAUCCUAGCAUUUCGGAAGAAAAAGUUUAUUUAAUAAUUACCUUUACUUUUGAGGUUAGAAAAUCUAUUUUAACCCCUUACCCUUACUGCAUGUAAUAAAAAAUAUUUGUUCAAAUUUGAACUUUAUUAGCUGUCUAUAGAGUUGAAUAUAAUAUCUGCCAUCGUCUUCGUAUGCGUUAAAGGGUUUAAAAAAACGGGGUAUAACUCAAAAAGCGAAUGCUAAAUUUUAUAAUUGGGGAAACCCGGUUGGAUGGCAGCUCUACAAGGACUUUUUUGUAGUAAUUAACUUCCCGAAGUACUACUACUAAUAUAAACUAAAGUAUUGGUCACAAAUAAAAAGUAAUAUAAAAUACGGGCCCAUAAUAACGUGAAACGCAAGUUAUAGUGCGUAAAAAACAAAGGUAUGAUCAAAUACCAAGAGACUAUCAAUUCCUGGCAUCAUGUUUUGUUAAAAAAUAUAAUUAUAUGUGACAGACAUACAUAUACAUAUACUUAAUACAAAAAUUCACUUUCCGUACACUUACUUAACAUUGCCUACGAUGCCAAGCAUUGCCUGUGUAGAAAACAGGGGGUCUAGCCAAGAUGACAAUCGUUCCCAGAAAACAAAACGAAACGCUAUUGUCUCGCUAUCACUCUUCCAUAGUGCGAUAGAGACAGAUAGCGUUUCGCUGUGCUCUUCUGCGAACGAUGUCAUCUUUGCUAGGCACCCAGUUAUUCUCUACCGUCUGUCUAUAGACUCCAUAGUAUGCAUUUUCUCAAAUGAUUUUUACGCCUAAGACCCUAAGCUAAAAGCUAUUGUUUCUUUUAUGCGAGCGGUUUCGCUCCCGCAUUAGGCACGUGCCAAAGCAACAAUCUCCUUUAAAAAGCAACUGUAUCGUGAUAGUAUUAAGGUUCAAAUAUAUGUAUUACUCCAUGGAACAUUCUGUACCGUCUUCCCUUCCGCAUAGAAUUUUCCCGUCUUGGGGUUGUAUUUCAAUUCCAUGUUGCCAUGGUCGUUUACUUAUGUUGUUUGUAUAGGCUUGACAAGGCGCAUCCACCAUUCUCUCGUUCCCGUCUUUAUGUGCUGUGCUUUGAAGGUAAAAUAUUGAAUUUCAAAUUUCGGUACAAUCAUCUUUGUAUGUCGCCUCCGUCCAUUGAUCGAGGCGGUCCACUCCACAUGAAUGUCCUGCGCACUGACAAGUCUUAAUAAUUUCUUCGGUGAGAAUAUCCUGUAAGACUUGACGACCAUUGCCGGAAUAUAGUUAUCCAUGCCGUAAUCGGCAACGGCGACCCUAGCUAAUUACGAGCGUGAGCUCUGAUAUGGCUGGCAAAGCCGAACUUACUUUUAAAAACUCUAUCGCAGGUGGGACAGUAAAGUUGACCAGAAUUAUUGUAAGUAUAAUUAUAGGAGGGUUUCGGCCGGGAUUUACGUAUCUGACGUUUCGCAUCAAGGUCAAUGAGACGAGCGUCUUCAAAGUUCUUUACGCUCAUCUUAACGCGGGAACGCCAUUCUGGCCGCUGAGAAGCAAGCUCCUCCCAUUUGUCAGGUGGUAUACCGCAGGCAGUUAGGUGGCGCUUAAGCACAUCCUUGUAACGUAGGUGCUGCCCACCUUGCUUCCGUUUAAAGAGCCAAAUAAGCCAAACAGUUAAUUGAGGCACAUUUGUAGGGUUUCUCUCGAAUAAUUCUUCCCAACCUAGAGUGAAAUCCCCACUGUUUAUUUUUAGAUACGUAUAUGAUGUGCCAAUGCAAGCGCUGGUGGGCUAGCGGUGAGAGCGUGCGACUUGCAAUCUGGAGGUCGCGGGUUCAAACCCCGGCUCGUACCAAUGAGUUUUUCGGAACUUAUGUACGAAAUAUCAUUUGAUAUUUACCAGUCGCUUUUCAGUGAAGGAAAACAUCGUGAGGAAACCGGACUAAUCCCAAUAAGGCUUAGUUUACCCUCUGGGUUGGAAGGUCAGAUGGCAGUCGCUUUCGUAAAAACUAGUGCCUACGUCAAAUCAUGGGAUUAGUUGUCAAGCGGACCCCAGGUUCUCAUGAGCCGUGGCGAAAUGCCGGGAUAACGCGAGGAAGAAGAAGAUAUGAUGUGCCAAUGCCGUCUUCUCGUUCCAUAAUGCACAGCGAUGAGUUUAUAAGGUCCGUUAUAAACUGUUGCAAUUUCACUCUCAUCACCUGGUCUAUACGUACCGACUCCAAAUAUUCCUUGUUCCACACUUCCAGCGUCUUCUCCAAUUUUUUCGCACGAUCCUCCUCCGUUACUGUAAGUUCUUCGUCGUCCAUUUCGCCAUAGUACGUCGAGUUUGCCGCUGCCGCCAUUAAUUGUCCCAACCCCUUGUACUCCAUAACAUAGUUGGUUGUCAGGUUGCUGCGUAAUUGGGUCCAAUCCGUAUGAUCCUGUUCCUCCUCUGAUUCCGUCUCCGGCUCCGGUGCUACCCCCAUCACCAUCAUUUCCGAAUUGGCUGCUGUCAUUUUCUCCUGUUCCUCCUCCUCCUCCUCCUCCUCCACUUCCUCUAUCGGUACUGGUUUCGUUACCACAAUGUCCUUUUUUACAUUUUUCCUCGCACGUUUCAUUUUUAAGGUACAACACCCAAACACAGCCGAACCUAUAUACUACUACUACUACGUUACACGUCCAUGACGUAAACGGGGUAAAGGGUAAGGGGAAAGGGAAAAAAAAACAAAGUAAGUACUUCUUCAACAGGGACCACACCCAGACACAGCCGAACCUAUAUACUACUACUACUACGUUACACGUCCAUGACAUGUAAACGGGGUAAGGGGUAAACGGUUUAAACGGCAUUGCUGCUUUGGCACGUGUCUAAUACGAGAGCAAAACCGCUCGCAUAAAAGAAACAGUAGCUUUUAGCUUAGGGUCUUAAGAGUAAAGCCUAAAGUUUAAAAGAUAAAAAUCAUUUGUGAAGAUUCAUACUAUGUAUAUAUCAAAUUCCUAAUAUGAUCGCUAUUCUCCCAUUGUGCAGAGUAAUGUUUGGCAUGGGAGGCAAUCUUGAGAAAGUAUACAGCACUUUUGCUUUUAAGGACAAUCGUGUCUUCUCCCCUCAAAGUACAUUUAUGUCUGAUUAUAUCUUGUAAUGUAUAAUAAUGAGACCACUAUUAUGUAUUUUAUGUAUUUUUACCCCCUUAUUCAUAAACGCGCCACAAACAUCAAUUAGCUAAUAAUGGUUUGUCUUUAUCUAUCAUUUUGACUUAUGUAUUUGUAAGAAAGGGACAAAACAUAAUUUAACUAAAUCAGGUCCGUAAAGUUUUAUGAAUAUGGGGGUUAGUAAUUAUGAAUUACGCCAUGGUAAAGGUUUUAAUUAUUUUAAGAAGUUCGUUGAAAUAAAAUAAUUAUGUUUAUCUAAAUGAAAUGUUUAUUUUCUUAUGAUUUUUUUCGGGUUGCCUUUAAGGUAUAAUGUUGUAUGAAAGUUAUUUUAAAAUGUCAUAUAAGUUAUGUGUAUUAUACCUAUCUAUCUACCAACCUAAAGGUAUUAUAGUCGCGAUUAUAAUGAUCUAUAAUUUUUCUUAUUUUUGGUACUCCGUUUGUGGCAAAGAAUCAUACGACCCACCGUCAGUAAGCGAUCAUCAUAGCCUACGGACGUUUGAAAUAACAGGGUUAUUAUAUUUAAGACAUAUGAAAAAGCGCUUAGGCACAUUUUAUAAUCGUGACUGUAGAUACAGUCAGCGGCAGAAGUCAAUACGCACGCUCUUAUUUUCUCAACAAUAAAAUUGUGUUCACUUCAUUUUGGAGAUCUCGCCCGCUUAGUAAUUUCUGCUACUGACUGUACUAUGAUUGUAUUUCAAUUUUAAAUCAUGUUUAUCAAAUAUCUGUGUAUUGGGAACAUACUUAUAAUAAUAGAACGUCACUUAACCUUCUAAGGCCCAGCCAUACAUACGAGUAUGUAAAAAUUCCAGAAUUUGUCACUGAAUUUCGAACUUAUAGUGCAGGGAAUAGAGUUGAUUUUGGUUUUGUUUGAACAUUUUACGAAAAAAAACAAAUGCGACUCUGUUCCAAUUGAAUAUGACUUAAAUUUAAUCGAACUGAAUAAGUACUGUAGGUAGGACCUUGGGCCUUAGGAGGUUAAAUCAAUGCUAAAGUACAGUCAGUCCCAUAUUAUUAAAAAAUGGUUUGCCAAUAUUGCCUUUGCAUGAAUUGAAGACGCAAAAUGUAUUUAUUAAUAAUAAUUAUUUUAUGUUUAACCGGCAGUUUUUAUCUGGAUAUUUUUAAAUGUUCAGAAAUUAUAUCAAUUUGUAAAGGGACCGAAAAAUAACCCCUAUCUAAAAUAUCGCAACUUCCUGAUAACAAACUUACCGGUAUCAAAAUUAAAAACGGUAAAAUACCAAAAUAAUUUUUUACCACGGUCCCACCCACGGGUACGGUUUUUAUCCCAAAGUCCUAUAAAAAGACUUUCCAUUGCAUUUGAAUCUUUAUUUUAGCCUCGUUAGGCCUUAGAUACCGAUCUUAGAAUAAAUUUAAAAGUGGAAAAAUUACCGUCUUGAGUGAGCCUUGAACUCACGGCCUCUGGAUAGAUACUCCAAGUGAGAGUUCAAAUCUCACCCAAGACAGUAAUUUUUCCAAUUUUAAAUUUAUUCUAAUCUUAAUAGCAUCGUUCGCAGACGUGUCUGCUUGUUCAAAAUUAAAAUACCGAUUUUUAUGAAUAACUUAUUACAUAUUAUUAUUAUGAGCCUAUAUUGUCCCACUGCUGGGCAAAGGCAUGCGUGGCUCACACCGCGAUUUUGUCGCUUUGCUACAGGUAGCUAAAAGUACAUCCGUUCACCAAUUGUGGUGGCUGGCCAUAAGCCGCGCGUGGCGCUGUCGCCAUCUAGCGGCCAUAUCUGUGCUGAUCGUAACAGACACGUUUUGUUAGAGAGUGAGUCUUCUGUACCUAGUACUAUUAUUUAUUCUGUGGCAAAGGCCUCCCUCUUAUUUCUCCGUCCCCUGAAGUCUCCCACCAGUCUCUAUCAAAAGCGCCAAGCUCGUCCCGCCAUCUCCGACGAGGUCUGCCGUGGCGCCUUACUUAACCUUUUGAACGCCAAACGGCGCUUUCAUUUGCCGCGCCACUGACGCCACGGGGGUAAAAUUAAGUUUUGUGAAUAAAUAAUGCCAACCUAAAAGUGAGGUGUUUUUCGUUUUUCAUAAAAAAACGAUCGACGUCAAAUGCCGUCUUUGGCAUCUUUGUCAGGAUUUUGCGUUGACGUCAAUUGCCGUCUGUGGCGUUUAAAAGGUUAAAAUGAAUAAACUUACAAGGAAUAACUUAAAUGCAGGUUUUCGGUCCCAUAAAAUAGUAUUUUGUCAGUGCCUUGCCCCGCGGCAUCGAAGUGGCUUGUAAGCUAGAUCCCCAACACUGCCCGAAGCCUAUUGGCAUAGUUUGUAUACAGCUUUCUUAGGAAUAUGUAUUCAAUAUUGUAUUUAUUGUAUUUCCGAUAUAAUAGAAGUGACACUGAUGUGAAAACAGUUAAACGCUAGAACAACGUGUACAGUCAACGUCAGAGGUAUGUUAACAUUUUUCGCCUUAUUACAAAGGCAUAAAGUGCAAAAGUGUAAACAAUGUAAACAUAUCUUUGACGUCGACUGUACCUACUAAGAUAUUCAUUUAGCGUAAUAUGAUGUACAGUCACUAACAGGUAUAUCGGGGCGGCCAUAGUGAUCCGAUAUAUAAAUAAAUAAAUAAAUAAAUAUAGGACAUUUUUACACAAAUUGACUAAGCCCCACAGUAAGCUCAAGAAGGCUUGUGUUGUGGGUACUCAGACAACGAUAUAUAUAAUAUAUAAAUACUUAAAUACAUAGAAAACAACCAUGACUCAGGAACAAAUAUCUGUAUCAUCAUACAAAUAAAUGCCCUUACCACGAUUCGAACCCGGGACUAUCGGCUUCAUAGGCAGGGUCACUACCCACUAGGCCAGACCGGUCGUCAAAUAUGAUAUAUGGAUAUGAAUAUGAUGUAUGUAUAUGAUGGCGACUGUACCCAUACUUGUGGUUUAUUCAUUAUUGCUAAGCAUAAAAGCAUUAAUUAUAUAAUAGUUUUUUCAACAUUGUGUCACAAAAUGCAAAGCUUACUGAUUUAAAGACAUAAACGGCGUUAAAAAAAUCAGGGUCACUUUUUUUUCUAAAGUAAGGAUGCUAACACGAAGAAUUAAGUACAUUAACUCGCCUGACCCUGACUCUAACGCACCCGCAUAGUUAUAUUACUAUCCUGCUUGCGGCGCUCGCUAUGGGCGGGACAGCAAUAUAUGUAGAUAUAUAUAGGGACCGUGCGCGUUGGAGGGUCUGCCAUCUUGUGGCCUGAAUCGGAAACAUAUGCGCACAUGUACAUUACCAAAGCAAGUGCUACCAUCUACCGUUCUCGUCGGUACGUUUCCUUGUGCAUAGUAGGUUCUGCCAUCUUGUGGGCUACAUCGGAAGCAUAAACGACACAUUUCGCCAAAAAUCUUACGGCUCCUAUGCUGCCCCCUAUAGUUCAUGCACGAGGCUGACGGGGCCUAUAGGAACAGGCGGGUUAAUGUACGCAAUUCUUCGUUCUUAGCGCCUUUACUUUAGGACAACUAUUCUGCCCAUGCUAUGUAUGUAAGUAUAUUAUCUUCAAUCUUAUAAACUUGGCAUUGCUGUAUAUAAGAUAUUAAACAUUUGUCGAGUCGACUGUACUCGUUGCGUCUUACAAAAAAUUACGUUCAUUCCUAUUUGUAUCUUUUAUUCGGAAUUUUAUCAAUAUUGAUCCUAUGAAAUAUAAAUAAAGUUACAAUUUUUAUAAA
Cydia fagiglandana is the source of this 8971-nucleotide messenger RNA. It is a transcript of the gene SrpRalpha, whose product is annotated as signal recognition particle receptor subunit alpha homolog. Lineage: Eukaryota; Metazoa; Arthropoda; Insecta; Lepidoptera; Tortricidae. Bases 69 to 1889 code for a protein of 606 amino acids. Gene Ontology annotation, biological process: intracellular protein transport; SRP-dependent cotranslational protein targeting to membrane. Gene Ontology annotation, cellular component: endoplasmic reticulum membrane; signal recognition particle receptor complex. The record is from RefSeq and is a predicted model, not a curated record. Gene Ontology annotation, molecular function: signal recognition particle binding; GTPase activity; GTP binding. The transcript is spliced from 12 exons.